AUGGGACUGAAAUGCGGAAUGCGAAUUCUUUACAGAGUUUCAAAAAUUUCGAGAUAUAACAAUACAUUUGGUGAAAGAAGGUAUAAGUCAGCAUGCGCAUUACUCAAGGAUUUCUGCGACCGUACAAGUUCGCAUGGCAUUCCCCUGAUUGGCUCGCCAUCAUUUUUUAGCCGUACCGUUUGGACAACUAUCACUUUAUUGUGUUUCAUAUUAUUUCUUUAUCAAACAUAUUGGACAUUAUCCGAAUUUUUUCAAUACAGGACAAUAAUCGAAAUGCAACUGAAAUUUGAACCCGCGCCCUUUCCUGCAGCAACUGUAUGCAACUUGAAUGCCUUCAAAAACAGCGAAUUGAGAAAGUAUGAAACAAUUUCUGAAGGGUUAGAUGUUUGGGAAGAGAAAAUUAACCGAUAUAAAGGUUCAACGAUUAAUUCAAAUAAUUCGGUGCGAAAAAGACGUGAAGUUAGUUAUGCCCCUGUUUUUGUUCGGUGUAAUUGUAUGCAAUCAUAUGAUCACUGUGUUCCACAGCGGAAUCCCUUGUUGCGAAAUACAACAGUGUGCAUAUGUUUCGAAGAUAUUAAUACUGGUAAUAUUUGGCCAUGCUAUCCCACUGUCACUUGGACAGAAAAGCAAUGUUCUGACUGUUCACUGUCGAAAACAUGUGAUGAUCCAGAUCGGCCCAGUUCGACUGCUUUACGAUCAUCAGGUAAUAGCCACAGGUGUUUGUGCCAAUUUGUUUCCAAUAAUUGCGUCAUCGUGUCGAACGAUGUUAUCCGUUGGUGGGAUCCAAAUAACUAUACCGUGUUACCUGUCACUCAAUCAUCCACCACUUCUUUGGAACUUGCCGAAGCUUUUGGCAUGAAUGAGAGACAAGAUCCAGCUGCUAUGACAGCCAAAGCGAAAGAGAACUUAAUAUUUAUGGUUGCUGCAUUGUCAUUUGAAAUACGUCGGAACUUGUCCUACACACUUGAAGAAUUUGUACUUCGUUGUUCAUUUAACAGUGAAGAUUGCAACCUCGAAAGAGAUUUCAAGUUACAUAUGGAUCCUGAAUACGGUAAUUGUUACACAUUUAAUUUCAAUGAUUCUGUUGAACUCAAAAAUAGUCGCGCUGGACCGAUGUAUGGGUUGCGUCUGCUGCUGAAUGUAAAUCAAAGUGAUUACUCGCCGACAACUGAAGCGGCUGGUGUUCGACUGGUUGUGCACGAACAGGAUCAAGAACCUUUCCCGGAUACAUUUGGGUACAAUGCGCCAACCGGAGUUAUAUCAUCGUUUGGUCUAAAAACGAAGGUAUUACAUCGUCUGGAUGCACCGUAUGGGAUGUGUAGUGAUACGUUCAGGCCUUCUGGUUAUAUUUAUGCGGAACGUUACUCACCGGAGGGUUGCUAUCGUAAUUGCUUUCAACAUACGGUAUUAAAGAGAUGUGGUUGUGGAGAUCCGCGAUUUCCUCUACCUUCUGACGAUUAUCAUCCAUGCAACGUUAAAAAUGCCACAGAACGUAGUUGCUUAAGUAACUUUACCCAACACUCUGGUGGUUACCAUCAUAUACAACAGAAUUGUGAAUGCGUGCAGCCAUGCAGCGAAAACGUCUUUGAAACAGCUUAUUCUGCAGCUGCUUGGCCAGCGAAAAAUUUUAUCAUUGGUGUAGAAUGUCCAGCCGUUCUCGACAUCGCAAAUGAUUCCCGAGCUUGUACCGAAUACUAUAGAAAAAAUACAGCAUACAUUGAAAUUUACUACGAGCAGCUCAACUUUGAAACACUUCGCGAAACUGCAGGAUAUUCGAUUGUGAAUUUAUUCUCCGACUUUGGCGGUAAUAUUGGUCUCUGGAUUGGUUUUUCAAUUAUAACAAUGAUGGAAAUCGUUGAACUCGUGUGCGAAAUGUGUUACUAUUUGAUGUAUAGACGGCCUAUGCAAAUAGCGCAGCGUAAACAACGAGAUAAAGUGCUAGUGAGGCGACAAUUUCGAUUCCGUACUGACAGCUCCCCUACGUUAUCGACAGCAGCCGAUAGGUCGAUGAUCACUGAAUUAAGUUUGGAUUUCAAGGAUACCGAUUAUAACACACCCCGAUGUUGA
Molecule: messenger RNA, 2067 nt
Organism: Acanthocheilonema viteae
Lineage: Eukaryota; Metazoa; Nematoda; Chromadorea; Rhabditida; Onchocercidae
Source: the annotation of a GenBank genome assembly